Saccostrea echinata is the source of this 4798-nucleotide messenger RNA. Its product is annotated as rap1 GTPase-activating protein 1-like. The transcript has 22 exons. Gene Ontology annotation, molecular function: GTPase activator activity; protein binding. Gene Ontology annotation, cellular component: cytoplasm. The coding region runs from base 1067 to 3433 and encodes 788 amino acids. Gene Ontology annotation, biological process: activation of GTPase activity; regulation of small GTPase mediated signal transduction. The record is from RefSeq and is a predicted model, not a curated record. Lineage: Eukaryota; Metazoa; Mollusca; Bivalvia; Ostreida; Ostreidae.
CCACUCCAUCUGAAGGCUGGAUCACUCCGAUCAGUCUAGUGUAAGACAGUCUGAUCAGCUACAUAAUGAAGUGGGGGAGGAUUAAAUGACCCCUGUCUCUGAGGACAAAAUUUAAAUUGAGCCAUCCAUCAGGAGAGAGACAGCUAAGGUGAUUGUGUCUACAAGUGUUAAGGAGAAUAAACCUUGUCCACCAGCCUCUGAAAAGUGAGGUGUACUCUCUUUUUUUGUUCACCUUCUUUGAGAAUAAAUUUGAGAAUCACUGCAGUACAGUAUUUCUUUCUGGAGUAUUCUUUUAUUGCAAAGGAUCUUUUUAAAUGUGUUUUGUCUGGAUACCAGCUAGGGGAAUUAUUUUGACUGGAUACUCUAAUGAUGGAAGCUGAAUCAGAUCUUUAGAUCUUGUUAAAUUCUCUCAGGAGUAACUCUACUCAGAAAUGUAAUUUUGUGAUUUGUCAGCCUGGUUUUGACUUUAAUCUUCAAUGGGAUUCUACAAAAUUGUGGAAUAAAAUUCUGAUCUGUCACUGAUUGAUUUUAAGAACUGACCUUGAAUGGUGGAAAAACAUUUACAGAUCAGAAACUUGCUAAUCAAUGAACAUGAUAGGUUAAGUCUAUAAAGACGCUAAUAAAAUGACAUUUUUAACAUGCAUAAGAAACUAAGGCCUCUUUGUUGAGAUGUAUUUCUGAAUUAAUUAAUUUAUAAUAGAAUGCAGUGCAUGUUGGGCUCAGCACUUAGUUAUACAAUUGAAGGAGAUCGGUGAACUUUGAUGUUACAAACACUGGACAGUUGGCUUGUCUGGAAUAAAAUUGAAUGAAGUGGACGUCCAAGGCUGGACAGAAUGAGGAAGCUCUGGAAAUAAUCCCAGGGGCCUGGGGGAUUCAGAAAGUCAAUACAUUCAAGUGAAGACAGAUUGGACUUGCAGGCCAACCAGGUUGUGCUUCUGAAGCGUUUUAUUAAAUUGACACACAGUGUUGGAGAAUGGAGGCUAAAAACACUGGGAAUUAAAGCUAUCAGGAAAGUUAGUUUGUUAGUUUUUAAGAAGUUUGGUAUUGAAUCCUUUGAGUGAUCGUCAUGCCGCGUAAAGGGAAGUACGAGAUUGAGGCUUAUAAGUACCACUACUGGAACUGUUUGUGUUGUUGGAAAGUCCAGCAGGAAAAAUGUGACACAGCCCUGAGCCUCAAGAGCUACAAAAAGCAGAAUAAUAUGGAUGGGAGUUUGUAUUGUGACAAUCAUAUUCCAGCCAUGCCUAAACCACCACUUACUACAGGAAAACCUCGCAUCCCCUCCUCUCCAGAUGAUCAUGAGCUGGAUACGUUUGAGAUGCUGAUUAAUUACCAGGAGAGGAGUCGUAUGGAUGACCAGAGAUGUGACAUCACCUCCUUCAUACCUAAGGGCGCUUCUGCUGAGUUUUAUGAAUAUGUCCUGAAUUUCCAAAGUCGUGGAAGACUGGAAGACCAGCGAUGUGCAAUGCCUGAAAACCCUAAGGCUCCUCUGACCCCCACUCAAAUAGAACAACGAAAAACCAUGGAACAAAUGGAGCAGAUUCUUAGGGACCCUGCACCAUACCCCAUGGUUUACCUCCCCUCAAAUGUGGGAUAUUGGGAGGAGAGCUCAGAUAUCCUCCCCACAGAAUCUCCUGACAAUGUUCUCCAAGAUUCCACAGACAUCUAUGAAGACCAGGGGGCCACAGCAUACAGAAAGUACUUCAUGGGUCAGGAACAUUUUGAUUACUAUGGACAGGAUGCUAUCCUGGGUCCUCUUGUCCUUUCCCUCAAGGAGGAGAUCACAGAAAAUGAGGAGGAAACCAUACGGUGUGUCCUCAGAACAAAGUCUUGCUCCCAGCACAAAGUCAUUCCCUACGAACAGCUGGACAACAUUCCAAAUCCUGUCAAAGUUGCCAAGUGUUUUUGGGAGGAGAUAACAUGUGAGAAGUUUGAUCCAGUGUUAACAACAAAAGGCUCCAGCUUAAUAGUCCAGUUUGAUGAACAUAAUCUUACAAACUUGUACAAGUUUGGAAUCAUCUGCCAGAAAUUUAGACAGACAAAAGAGGAACAGUUGUUUAGUAACAGGGAUCACAGCAAUAGUAUGGAGGAGUUCCUGACUCUGAUAGGAGACAGGGUUCCACUUAAAGCCUUCCAGGGGUACAGAGGGGGACUAGACACAGUCCAUGGUCAAACUGGGGAGGAUUCAGUGUAUACCAACUAUCAGGGGAGAGAAAUCAUGUUCCAUGUGUCCACUCUCCUCCCCUACACAGAUGGGGAUCCACAGCAGCUACAGAGAAAGCGACACAUAGGGAAUGACAUUGUAGCCAUAGUUUUCCAGGAAGAAAAUACUCCAUUUGUGCCAAACAUGAUUGCCUCCCAUUUCUUACAUGCAUUCAUUGUUGUUCAGCCAUUUACUGGAGAAGAUGGAAUAACCAGAUACAAGGUUGCAGUGGCAGCUCGCAGUGAUGUACCUAGGUUUGGUCCACCAUUACCUAAUCCUGCAAUAUUUGAAAAGGGGCCAGAGUUUCGAGAUUUCAUUCUCACUAAACUUAUCAAUGCAGAGACGGCUUGUUACAAGGCAGAACAGUUUGCAAAGCUGGAGGAGCGGACACGCACAGCUCUUUUAGAGGUUUUACUACAAGAUCUGUCACGGAAAACUAAUGAACUGUUUGGGACCAGCUCCCCUAGUGCUAAUUCUACCAAAGAAAAUCGCAACUUUAUGGACAACAUCAAGAGGGCGCUCAGUAAGAAGGAGUCAAGGUCAUCAGAGUCCAGUGGCAGGAAGUCUAAUGGGUCAUCCUCACUGGCCCCCGUAGGGGAGGAUGACAAGAUAUCUAGUCCAAAGAAAUCGCCGAGCUCCAUUAAGAAGAGUGGUCGCCAUAGUCUGGAAAGGCGAUUUGCUGAGAAGAAUCAAUUUCAGCGCUUUGACAGUCACAGUACUCAGUCUUCGUACAAAACGUGUAGUGUACCCAACAGUCCACAGUCAAGUCCUAGUUCUACAGCGUCCGCUCCAAGGAUGACUGGCUUCCAACAGUUGUCUCCCUCUAACUCAGAGAGUUCCUUUAACAGUAUUGAGGAUUUCCCUAAUGGACAGAACAGCCAGCAGAACCAUGAAGACUCGGACACAGGCAUGGAGAGUAUGUCCUCGGCAGGUACCCCAUGUAACACUCACAUGAAGACCUCAGUGUCUAAUAGUCUCAGUGAGGAUAGCUGUGGUUGUGUAUUCAUACCUCUGGAAGGUGAAGGUUUUGAAAACUUGAACAGACAUACAGAACACCUCACUGCUGAAAUUCAGAAACUCAAAAAGGAAAAGAAGGCAAGUCAGAGGGAGAUCCAGAACCUCAAAGACCGAGAAUCUCAGAUGAUGGUGGAGCUCCGUACUGCUCAGCAUGAACUCCAGAAACUCCGGCUUAAUGUGAUUGCAGGGGUCAGUCAUUUUGAGGCCACUGUUUGAUCCUCCCUCUGCUCUAUUCUAGAAUUAAUUUGAUGCUUCACCUCAACACAGGUCAAGGAUAUUUACAAUACUGGUCUGUCUGCAGGAAAUUAGGGCAUAAUGUGUGCACAAUGAGGUUAAAAUGCUUUCUGUGCAAAAUACCUUACCAAGGAGUGUGUUUUCCUUAACAGUAAUGGUCAGGUGAGGGGAUGUGAUUGUAUCCCAAUUUAGCUACACAGAUAAUGCUUCCAUUGUUGUGUAUAGAUGAACCCUGUCCCAGACCAGAUACAUGACACAAACUGACAUUUAGGGCUGCUUCAUUACAACUACACUGAAUGUGGUCAUCUCUUCAGACCAUAAGAUAAUGAGAUGUGAUUGUCUGAGAUAACUCGAUCACAUAAUCAUCUGAAACACUUCCAUGAGAUUGAGAUGUUGUGUUCUUCUAGUCAAAUCUCUGAUGAUUAUUUUGUUCAAUGCUCUUAUCAUGUUAUACCAGCACUGACUUUGAUUGGUCAAAUUGUUGAUGCUUUGUUCUGUUGAUAUCUGACAAUCAAAAUAAUAUGAUGUCAUCUGACUGUUUAUGAUGUCUUCUGACUGUUAAUGAUGUCAUCUGACUGUUAAUGAUGUCAUCUGACUGUUUAUCCAGUCGGGAUUUCAGUGCUUUCUCCUUUAUAGAAGCUGCCAGCUUGUUGCUGAGUGAAUGGUUGUUUUAUCAGAGAUUGGUUUCUGAUAUUAAUACAAAUACAUUUUAUGUGUUCAAUUAACCAAGAAAAACUAGAUUCCCAGAAUUUAUUUCACAAUGAAUUAUUUUUUUCUGUAUUGAAAGUCCCAAAAUUAAUUAAAAAAAAGAGUAUAAACUAAGAGAAGAGAAAUUCUUUGAACUAAAGUUUCUUGAAGAAAUUCAAAUUUGUGUUCUUUUGAGUAUGAUACUAAUUCAAUGGACACUUGCGAAUUCAUUGUUGAAUAAGAAAUAUUAUGAACAAGUUAAUGUCUUGUGUGUAAAAGUUAAGGAUCAAAUUUUAGAAUUGAAAAAUUGUGAUAUGUGUGUGCUUUGGUGAGAACCAGUACUUUUUGUGAACCAGUAGUACAUGUAUGUAUGAACAAGAAAUGUGCGAACAAGAUGUGUGUGUAAGCCUGUGAUAAACAAAUUUUAGAAGUGAGUUGUUUAUAUGUGAGUUUGGUUACUUGUGGUUUGUUUUAUGCGAGAUGUUUGUAUGUGACUUGAUUAUAUGUGAGUUGUUUUCUUAUCAAGAAUAUCUGGUGCUACUUGCUCUGUUAAGUUUGUGCAAUAUUUUGUAUAUAAGAUUCUAUAUUUAAGGACAAACAUGUGUUCAUUGAUCCAGAUUCCACAAUACAAGCUCUGGUAAAUAAAUUAUGUCAACUCUU